AUGGCCUCAGAUUUGGAGCAAGCCCAGUACCCCGUAGUCCCACAGUACACCCCACAAGACCCCCAGAGGGAUGCGGUCGUAAGCCUUCUCCAUGUCCACAAAACACAUGUAGAGUGGAUGGGCAAACUUCCACGACCCCUCAAGCAGCUUCGCAAGGUAACUGGGCUGCCCUGCACUCAGCUGUUCCCCUCUCAGUCGCCCCCUUCAAAUGAGCUGCUGACCCUGUUCAACCCUGCGCUCAUCAGGCCUCUCUCAGAUGAAACAAACCUGUAUGCUCCUCAGUUUGUUCAACACAGCUCACUGGUGGAGCAGGCAAAGGAACUGUCCCUCCACCUUCAAAACAAUCAGGUCAUUGACGUGGAGAGAGACUGGAAGCUGGUCCUUCUUUUUGUUCAGGUGGAUCAGCUCUGUGCCUGUGAGCAGCAGCAGGUUGAGUCUGUUAUCAAAGGCGUGGUUGAAGAGGUAAAUGAUGCUCUGCAGCUGCUGCACUCUCAGCUGAAGCGGACCAUCGUCAGUGUUGCACUGUGGGACGAAGAGAGCGACAGUUUCCACCACAAGAUGUGUCGAUGCAUGGACACAAACAGUGACGGAGAGGCCAGACUUCAGAGAGCCAUGCUGAGUCAUGCUCUGCAGGAGUCUUUGGAUAAACUCAUGGUAGAGAGACGCUGGUACAGUGACAGAGAUGACUUCACCGUCAUCGUGCAGGACACUCCUAUGAUCACAGACCUUUCAUCUGCCUCUAGUGGGAAGCCUCUGUCUGAGUCACAAGCGUCACAGCAAACUGAUAAACUGAUGGUGCAGAUGUGGACGAACCUGCUGCAGCCCACAAGCGACCAACAUGACACAGAAGACAAUGGAAACAUCAUCACACUGCCGUGUCCAACUGAGGACCGACCAUUCCUGAGGACGGAGGGAAACUCUCCUUUAAAUCACCACAGUGAUGCCUCUCCUCUCCUUCAACCAUUUACAGGCACAGAGAUACCCUGCGAGGACGUCAGCCCCUCACCCUCCACACCCACCUCAGUCCAUGAACUCAGACCUGCAGACAUCAAAGUGGUGGCUGCUGUGGGAGACUCUCUGACAGCAGGGAACGGUAUCGCAUCCAACCCGAGCAACGUCCUGGACGUCCUGAGACAGUACAGAGGUUUAUCCUGGAGUAUUGGUGGAGAUGAAAACAUCACGACUGUCACCACGCUGCCCAACAUAUUAAAACAUUUUAAUCAACACCUGGUGGGCUACUCUGAAGGAAUGGGCAAGCAGAACACUCCUCAGGCUUUUCUUAACCAGGCUGUCGCUGGAGCGAAGAGCAAGGACAUACCAUCACAGGUGCGAACCCUGGUAGCAAGGAUGAAGAAUGACUCUAGAAUCAAUUUUAAGUCAGACUGGAAGAUGAUCACCCUUUUUAUUGGUGGAAAUGACAUCUGCGACCACUGCUAUAACUCUCUGUUUUACUCUAAAGAGAAUUAUAUUCGUAAUAUUCGUGACGGCCUGGAUUAUCUGCACAAAGCGGUGCCUCGUGCUCUGGUGAACUUAAUAGAGCCUCUCCAUAUCACCCCACUAAGAGAAAUGCACUUCAACGCUUCACUUAAAUGCCCGACAUGGCUGGUAAAGAUUCUGUGUCCUUGUGUUAUCUUGCCAAAGCCCAACUCUAAAGCUCUGCAAAAGGUGGAGGAGAUCAAUAGGAGCUAUCAGAGUUUACUGCAUGAGCUUGUGGAGUCAAGCCGGUACGACACUCGCCCAGACUUCACUGUGGUCACCCAGCCUUUCUUCAGAGAUAUUAACUUCCCCAGACUGCCGGAUGGCCGUCCUGAUCGCUCCUUCUUCAGUGCUGACUGCUUCCAUCUCAGCCAGAAGGCCCAGACGCUGAUGGCUCGCUCCAUCUGGAACAACAUGCUGGAACCUCUGGGCAAUAAGACUACUGUGCAGGACUUUAAUGCAAACCCUGACCUGAAAUGUCCGACCAAGACGUCCCCUUACAUCCGGACCUUUAACAACAGCAACUACAUAUAUGCUGGUCCCUCUCCAACGCCUGAACCUAUCAAAAAUUGGGGAAGUGACUUCUCCUGUGUGGACGUUGCUCCGUCUGACACCAUGCCAACUUCAGUUCAUAAGCUGAGACCAGCAGACAUCAAGGUGGUGGCGGCACUGGGAGACUCCUCAACGGCAGGCACUGGCGCCAAGGCAAAGAACCUGCUCAGCCUCCAAACAGAGUAUAAAGGAGUAUCAUGGAGCAUUGGAGGGGAUAGCACUCUGGAUAAGGUCACAACACUACCAAACAUCUUGAAGAGGUUUAACCCCACCUUAAAGGGCUUCUCCAGGGGCCAGGGCUCCAGACAAAAGGCCUUCAACAUGGCUGUACCUGGAGCUAAGACCUCCGAGAUCCCAGCACAGGUCCGAACUCUCAUCAAGGCCAUGAGAGAACACAAGGAGGUGAAUUUUGAAAAGGACUGGAAACUCGUGACAGUAUUCGUUGGAGUAAAUGAUCUGUGCCAUUACUGCUUAGACCAAAACAAUCUGUCACCCAAGAACUACAGUCACAAUCUAAUGCUCAGUUUGGACAUGUUGCACAGAGAGGUACCAAGGCUGCUGGUUAACGUUGUGACGAUCUUGCAGAUAGAUCCACUGAGAUCGAUUAAGAGGAACACGCUUGGCUGUUCCCUCCUGCAGAGAACCAACUGUCCCUGUGUUGUCAACCCAGCGGAGAACUCCCCAGAGCUUGGAGAGAUAAAACGAAUCAAUCGCGAGUAUCAGGCUGAGAUUCAGCAUCUUAUUUCUGGAAAUCGCUAUGAUGGAAAAGAAGACUUUGCAGUUGUUCUUCAACCCUUUUUACAGAACACCUUCAUCCCUCAUAUUGGAACGGGUGAGCCUGACACGAGUUUCUUCUCCGUGGACUGUUUCCACAUCAGUGAUCGAGCUCAUGCUGAGAUGGCCAUAGCUCUGUGGAAUAACAUGUUGGAGCCUGUAGGCAGAAAGCAGACCUACAACAACUUCACGUAUGACCGCUCCAAGAUCAACUGUCCCUCUGAGGUCAAUCCCUUCAUCUUCACCAAGAUCAACAGCCUACCAAGUUCACCAGUGAUCCCUACCACCACAACCAAAGCUCCUGUCUACACUCCUUCCACACACUCCACACUCACCACUACCACCCACAGCUCCACUCCUACACCAACCAUCCUGCCCAAGUGUCCCUCCUCUAUGCCGGUGUGGGUGCCAGUGAUUGUGGGGAUUGUUAGUUUACUUGCUGGUGUUGUUCUCGCCUGGCUAAUUCUCUCCUGCUGUCAGCGUCAGAUGAACAAAGGGGAGAAAUUAGAAAUGAAAGGAACUGGUUUUUAAUGCAGUCAUUCCUAUGAAGCUGUUUUUGUCGACAGUAUAUUUAAGCCUUAAAGCUGCAUCAAGCAAUUUUUGACCACUAGAGGGCAGAAAGUGGACUGCAGAAGAAACACCCAGCAUAUGUGAUGUGUGAUAUGUCAUUACAGUCCUCUGAAGUCCAAUAUUCAGCUGGUUUGGUCCACCAAUUCCUGAAAUGAAUGCUGGAUAUUUGUUUCACUGGAGGCAGGUAGUGAACAGUCAGCGUGUCUGAAGUUUUGUUGGGGGAGCAGCUGUCCAUCGUUCUAUUUGAGGGGUGUUAGUGUGAGCUGUUCUUCUACUUCUGACAUAAUCAUCUAGAAAGCUGCAUAGAGCUGCAGACUGGGAGCCUGUUCACGUUAUACACACUGCUGUGAUUAUAUUGUUUGUAUAACAAUAAUUAACCUAAUGGUGC
Molecule: messenger RNA, 3760 nt
Organism: Epinephelus moara (kelp grouper)
Lineage: Eukaryota; Metazoa; Chordata; Actinopteri; Perciformes; Serranidae
Product: phospholipase B1, membrane-associated-like
Exons: 41
Coding region: 1-3333 (1110 amino acids)
Biological process (GO): phospholipid metabolic process
Molecular function (GO): glycerophospholipase activity
Source: RefSeq, a predicted model, not a curated record